Messenger RNA from Olea europaea var. sylvestris, 999 nucleotides. RefSeq lists its product as uncharacterized. NCBI's taxonomy places the organism in Eukaryota, Viridiplantae, Streptophyta, Magnoliopsida, Lamiales, Oleaceae. The annotation marks the transcript as partial. The transcript has a single exon. The record is from RefSeq and is a predicted model, not a curated record.
AUUAGGGAUGGGAUUGAGAAGAUUAAGCAAUGGCAGAUGCAAUUGGAGAUUGUUUUGUGUGCACUGGACAAUCAGAGGGCCCUUGGAGAAGGCCAAAUUCGACGUGCUAAAAAGGCCUUGACCGACUUGGCUAUCGGAAUGCUUGAUGAGAAAGAAUCAAAUACGACUCUAGCGCAUAGAAAUAGAUCUUUUGGGCCCAAUAAUGUGGCGAAGGAGAUUAAAUCCUUAGGCCAUUUUCGAUCGCUCUCUUGGAGUGUUUCGCAUUCUUGGUCUGCCGCUAGGCAGUUGCAAGCAAUUGGGAAUAACUUGGUUGCUCCUCGGGCCAAUGAGAUUUUAGCCACCAAUGGACUAAAUGUGGCCGUUUUUACGAUGAACUAUGUGCUCUUUUUCGUGAUGUGGGCUCUCGUGGCUGCGAUCCCUUGUCAAGACCGUGGCCUUCAGAGCCAUUUUUCGAUGACUAGACAGUUCGUUUGGAGUACUCCAAUCAUCUCACUCCACGAGAGGAUUUUGGAGGAGUCGCGAAAAAGGGACAGGAGAAAUUCUUGUGGACUGUUGAAGGAGAUUCGCUUGAUUGAGAAAUGUGCACAACACAUGAAUGAGUCAACGGAUUCUGUUCAUUUCCCUUUGAACGAGUUGAAGGAGGGAGAGAUAAAGGAGAGAAUUCGGGAAUUAAGGCGAGUGUAUGGAGCUGUAAAGGACGGAUUGGAUCCAUUAGAGCGCCAAGUAAGAGAAGUAUUUUGUAGGAUUGUACGCACAAGGACAGACGGUCUUGAUUCCACUAGACGCCCAAAUAGUCAUGAUUAACACAGUUCGAACUUAGGCCACGAAUAAAGUUGCUUUCUGCAGUUCAUGAUCUCGUAUAUCAAAUUUUUGAGUGAAUUUGUAUUUGAAAUGUGGAAUGAUUUUGGUUCAGGGUUAUGUUUAUCAUACUGCUGGUUAAUAUUACAUGUAGAAACUGCAGUUCUGAACUCAAUGAUGUAUUGUGGAUGGAUUCGAGUC